This is a messenger RNA of Coccinella septempunctata (seven-spotted ladybird), 2063 nucleotides long. Its product is annotated as proton-coupled amino acid transporter-like protein CG1139. The transcript has 9 exons. The record is from RefSeq and is a predicted model, not a curated record. Gene Ontology annotation, biological process: amino acid transmembrane transport. Gene Ontology annotation, cellular component: vacuolar membrane. Gene Ontology annotation, molecular function: amino acid transmembrane transporter activity. Bases 295 to 1665 code for a protein of 456 amino acids. NCBI's taxonomy places the organism in Eukaryota, Metazoa, Arthropoda, Insecta, Coleoptera, Coccinellidae.
CUGACAUACUUCUAUCCUGUGCGAAACAGAAUAACUAAACGUACCAAGCUACGCAUACGAUAACCUAUUCCCUCUGAACGAGUUCCACAGUUUGAUGCUAACGGGCUAUCAAUCCAGUGAGUUGGUUAAACUUGUGUGCAUCAGCCCCAUCAACAUCAUUCUACUAAUUUGUGUCAGUUCUUAGUGUGAUUCGAAUGCAUCUCGUAGUGAUCGAAUGAAAGCACACGAGGGAAUAGAGACUCUAGUAUCCUGUCCGUUUUAGAGGAAACCGUCGUUCGUAAUAAUUAUUAAGCCAUGGAGAACGAGUCGCUCAAACUGCGGAAUGUUGGCAAUGAAAAGUACGGCACAGACAAAGAUGAUGUUAGUGGAGAAGAUGACUACGAUCCACAUUUAUAUCGAAAGGUUGAACAUCCCACAUCGAAUACAGAAACACUCAUCCACUUAUUGAAGGGAUGUCUUGGAACAGGUAUUUUGGCAAUGCCAGAAGCCUUCAAGAAUGCAGGGAUGGUUAACGGCUUAGUCUUCACGUUUAUAAUAGGUGCGCUCUGUACAUACUGCCUUCAUGUAUUAGUCCAAGCUCAAUACACACUAUGUAAGAGAUACAGAGUACCCAUAUUAACUUACCCAGAGUCUAUGAAAAUUGCACUGGAAUCAGGACCACAGUGCCUUAGACCUUAUGCCAAGUUUUCUCCGUUACUGGUGGAUUUCUUCCUUAUCGUGUAUCAACUCGGAAUCUGCUGUGUCUACAUAGUUUUCGUGGCGAAAAACGUGAAAGCAGUAGCCGACGAGUAUACGGAACACGAUUUUACAUUGACGCAAUAUAUUCUGAUGACAUUCGUCCCAUUCGUAUUGAUAAACUGCAUAAGAAAUUUGAAAUUGUUAGCGCCGUUUUCUACCCUAGCCAACAUUAUAACGUUUGCAUCUUUUGGAGUUGUGUGUUACUAUGUUUUCCAAGAUCUACCAGAUAUCAGUGAAGUACCCGCCUUUGGUACAUUGUACACGUUUCCCUUAUUCUUCGGCACUACAUUAUUCGCACUAGAAGCCGUAGGAGUUGUUAUAGCUUUGGAGAAUAACAUGAAGACGCCAAAAGGUUUUGGAGGAUACUGUGGUGUUCUUAACGUUGGAAUGGUAUUUGUUACUGUCCUAUAUGUAGGAAUGGGAUUUAUUGGUUAUUGGAAAUAUGGGGACCUCUCAAAAGCCAGUAUUACUCUGAAUUUCCCUGCUGAGGAAUUCUUAGCUAAGUCCAUCAGAAUUCUGUACUCAAUUGCCAUAUUUAUCUCUUAUGGAUUACAAGCCUAUGUACCAGUCGAAAUUAUGUGGAAAACUUAUAUGCUGAAACAUUUGGAAGGAAGCGAUAGGUUGAUGAUGUGGGAAUAUAUACUUCGUAUUGCUUCUGUGAUAGUUACAUUCGUUUUAGCCCUGACAAUUCCUCUUCUUGGACUGUUCAUAUCACUGUUUGGUGCUUUCUGCUUAUCUGCCCUUGGAAUAGCAUUUCCCGCAAUCAUGGAACUUUGUGUGAAAUGGCCGAACGAUCUUGGUCCAGGAAACAUUGUUUUAGUAAAAGACAUUUUACUUAUCAUUUUCGGUAUAACAGGAUUACUUGCUGGCAGCUACAGUUGUAUAUCAGAAAUAGUACAAAAAUUGUCAGCUGGAGAAUUAGAUUAGAUAUUUAAAUUUUUGCCAUAGGGUUUUUUGUAACUGUUGAACUGAUGUAGUUCCUAGUAGUUUUCCAAAUUUAGAAAACACAAUAUAUAGUAAGACCCAAAGACUUUAGUAUAAGAUGAAUUUGGAAAUACAAAUUACAUGUUUCAGGAAAACGAAAGACUUUAGAAACUUAUGUAGAUAUUUUUUUUCUUAACAAUUAGUGAGUACACUUUUGCUGAAUGCUUAAUUUUCCGAGUGGAUUCCAACAGCUCAAGAAUGUAUUGAUCAUGAUUUGUGUUUUAUUCCAUGAUUAUUGAAAAUCGUUUUCGUUCCGAAAAGUGAGUAGUACAAAUGAUAUUUUAUACAGAAUAAUUAACAAAUGCUGACACAAAUUAGAAGAAAUAUAUGAAAGUAGUGAA